This is a messenger RNA of Taeniopygia guttata (zebra finch), 2309 nucleotides long. The record is from RefSeq and is a predicted model, not a curated record. Lineage: Eukaryota; Metazoa; Chordata; Aves; Passeriformes; Estrildidae.
CCCCACCUCGGGCUGACCCCGACCCCGCCGUCCCUCAGCCGCCGCCGCGGACCGGCCCCAUGAGCCGCCGGUGUUUCCUCGCGGCCGUUGCGGCGCUGCUGCUGCUGGGGGCACCCCGGGGUGCCGCGGGGGUCCCGGGGCGGCUCCCGGAGGACGCGGAGCAGGAGCACGGCUAUUACCUGCGGCAGCUCUUCGGGCAGUACGGGCACAACGGGACGCUGCCCUUCGAGGGGCUGGCACGGCUGCUGGGCAGCCUGGGGCUGGGCACGGUGCGGGUGGUGCAGAUCCAGCACGAGGAGCUGGGCCACGGCCACGCCGCCCACCUGGACCUGCUGGAGGUGCAGGAGGACAAGCACCGCCACCGGCACCCGCUGCGGGAGCACGGCGGGGCCGCGGCACCGGGCACCGGAGCGCCCCUCAGGUACCCGCCCCGUUCCUUCCCCGUGGGGCCGCGGCGGUUCGGGCUGUGCCGGUGGGGAUGGGCUCACCCCACACACCCCCUCCCCAUUUCCCGCAGCCCCCCGCCCUCCCGACCGCCCAGCUGGCACCACCCGGUGCCCACCGAGCCCCCCGGGGCCGCGGGGGUGCCCCGGCAGUACCGGCCCGGUCUCAGCCUGCUGGGCAGGGUGUUGGGCUUGGAGCACUCCAGCACCGACCACCCGCACGACGAUUGCCUGAACGGGACCCAACUGCUGCUGAAUUUCGGGCUGGACUCGGCGGCGCAGCUGACACCGGAGCAGUUCUCGCUGCUGUGCCCGGCGCUGCUCUACCAGAUCGACAGCCGCGUCUGCAUCCAGCACCGCGAUGAGGCGACACUGCCACCCCCGGGGGGGACCCUCUGGCCAGGUAACCCCAACCCCGCGGCCCCUCGCUGCUCCCCGGCCCCACAUCCCUCCUCCCGGGGCUCCCCGAGCUGCUCCCGGGGUCCCCCUCCCCAGGGGUGCCCGUGUCCCGGCCCGGGGCCCCGUCCCCGUUAUGGUGUGGGGGAUUCCGUCCCUGCAUCCCCCAGGCCCCCCUGCACUCCUCACCCCCCCUGGGGGUUCCCCGUUCCCGGUACCGGGGGGUGCCUGACGCCGCCGGCAGCGCUGGGCUGGGCGCUGCUGCCCGUUCCCGGUACCGGGGGGUGCCUGACGCCGCCGGCAGCGCUGGGCUGGGCGCUGCUGGCCGUGCUCUCGGUCAGCCUCCCGUCGGUGCUGGCGGUGCCGCUGCUCCCGCCGCGGGCCCGGGGCUCCCGCCGCUCGGUGUUCGCCUUCCUGGUGCCGUUGGCCGCGGGGACGCUCUGCGGGGACGCGCUGCUGCACCUCUGGCCGCACGCGAACGGGAGUCACCCGGAGGCACCGGGGGAGCCGAGCCCCGCCGUGCUGCAGGGGCUGGCGGUGCUGGCGGGCGUUUACCUGCUCUUCGUGCUCGAGCUGCUCCUCGGGGUGCUGCGGCACCGGCGGGAGGCCACGGUGAGAGCGAGACCGGGCACCGGGCGGGCACGGAGCCGCCACCGGGGCCGGCUCUGCACACACCGAAUCCGUUGUCACCAGGGACGCCCCCACGGAGAGACCCCCGGUAUAGCCGCGGGGGUCCCGGCGCCGUCACGGGCAGGCACCGAGCUGCGGCACCUGACGGCGCCGGAACCGGAGCUGGAGCCGGGACCCCCCGAGCCCCACCGGGAGCCCCACCGGGAGCCGCCCCCGGGAGCCUCUCACGGACACUCCCACGGACACUCCCACGGACACUCGCACGGCCCCGGGCCCGGUGCCGCUGACAUCGCGUGGAUGGUGGUGCUGGGAGACGGUGUCCACAACCUGACCGACGGGCUGGCCAUCGGAGCCGCCUUCUCGCACGGCCUCCCCAGCGGGCUCAGCACCGCCCUGGCCGUGCUCUGCCACGAGCUGCCCCACGAGCUGGGGGACCUGGCGCUGCUGCUGCGGGCGGGCGCUGCCCCGCGCUCGCUGCUGCUCCUCUCGCUGCUCUCGGCGCUGCUCUCGGCCCUGGGGGCGCUGGCGGGGGUCGCCCUGGGGGGCAGCGGGACCCCCCUCGCCCCCUGGCUCCUCACCGCCACCGCCGGGGUCUUCCUCUACGUGGCCCUGACCGACAUGCUCCCCGAGGCGCUGAGGGGCUCGGCCGGGGGCUCCUGGGGCCGCUUCGCGCUGCAGAACUCGGGGUUCCUGCUGGGGGCGGGCACCAUGCUGGGCAUCGCCCUGGCCGAGGGGCACCUGCGCUCCUGGCUGCGAACCUGAGCCCCCCCCCGGGACCCCCGGGACACCCCCCGGGACCCCCGGGACACCCCCCGGGACCCCCCCGGGACCCCCGCCCGG